AUGAGUGUUGAAGAGAUCAAUGCUGCCAGAAAGGCGGUUGAAUUCAGCAGAGAAAGUCUUGAAUCCGUUUUGAAAAGAAGAUUCUUCUAUGCUCCAGCGUUCGAACUAUACGGUGGUGUUUCUGGUCUAUACGACUAUGGUCCACCAGGAUGUGCUUUCCAAGCUAACAUUGUUGAUGUUUGGAGGAAGCACUUUGUGUUAGAAGAAGACAUGUUGGAAGUUGACACCACUAUGUUGACUCCAUACGAAGUCUUGAAGACAUCUGGUCAUGUUGAUAAGUUCAGUGACUGGAUGUGUAAGGACCCAAAGACUGGUGAAAUUUUCAGAGCUGACCAUUUGGUUGAAGAAGUUUUGGAAGCCAGAUUAAAGGGUGAUAAAGAGGCCAGAGGUUUGGCUUCUGAUGCUAACGCAGAAGCUCAAGCUGACGCUGACAAGAAGAAGAGAAAGAAGAAGGUCAAGGAAAUCAAGGCUGUCAAGUUGGACGACGCAGUUGUGAAGGAAUACGAGGAAAUCUUGGCCAAGAUUGACGGUUAUUCCGGUGCUGAAUUGGGUGAGCUAAUGGUUAAGUAUGACAUUGGUAACCCAGUUACUGGUGACAAAUUGGAACCACCAAGAGCUUUCAACUUAAUGUUUGAAACCGCAAUCGGUCCUUCCGGUCAAUAUAAGGGUUACUUGAGACCAGAAACUGCUCAAGGUCAAUUCUUGAACUUCAACAAGCUUUUGGAAUUCAACAACGGUAAGACUCCAUUUGCUUCCGCCUCUAUUGGUAAGUCAUUCAGAAACGAAAUUUCUCCAAGAUCCGGUCUUUUGAGAGUUCGUGAGUUCUUGAUGGCUGAAAUCGAACACUUUGUUGACCCAGAAGACAAGUCUCACAAGCGUUUCCACGAAAUCAAGGACAUCAAGUUGAAGUUCUUGCCUCGUGAAGUGCAACAAUCUGGUUCUACUGUCCCAGUUGAAACCACAAUUGGUGAAGCUGUCGCCAGCAAAAUGAUUGACAACGAAACUUUGGGUUACUUCAUUGCCAGAAUCUAUCUAUUUUUGAUGAAAAUUGGUGUUAACCCUGAUAGACUGAGAUUCAGACAACAUAUGGCUAACGAAAUGGCACAUUACGCUGCUGACUGUUGGGAUGCUGAACUACACACAUCUUACGGUUGGAUUGAGUGUGUUGGUUGUGCUGAUAGAUCUGCAUACGAUUUGACCGUUCACGCUAACAAGACAAAGGAAAAGUUGGUUGUGAGAGAAGCUUUGGAAAAGCCAAUCCAAGUCACCAAGUGGGAAGCCACUUUGGUAAAGAAAUUGUUUGGUCCUAAAUUCAGAAAGGAUGCACCAAAGGUUGAAGCUAGAUUGCUAGCGCUAUCCCAAGAAGAGCUAGAGUCCUACUCUGCUGAGUUGAAGAAGAAUGGUAAGAUCACAUUGAAGGUUGAAGGUAUGGAUGCCGACGCCGAAGUUGACGAUAAGAUGAUCUCUAUUGAAAAGGUUACCAACACCGAACAUAUCAGAGAAUACGUUCCAAAUGUUAUUGAACCAUCUUUCGGUAUUGGUCGUAUCAUCUACGCCGUGUUUGAACACUCUUUCUGGAGCAGACCAGAAGACACUGCUAGAGCUGUUUUGUCAUUCCCACCUCUAGUUGCCCCAACUAAGGUGCUACUUGUUCCAUUGAUGAACAACCCAGAAUUGUCUAAGAUCACAGCUGAAGUGUCUAAAACCCUAAGAAAGGAGCAAAUUCCAUUCAAGGUUGACGAAUCAGGUGUCUCUAUCGGUAAGAGAUACGCUCGUAACGACGAAUUGGGUACUCCAUUCGGUGUUACUAUUGACUUUGACUCUGUCACUGAUGGUUCCAUCACUCUAAGAGAAAGAGACUCUACCAAACAAGUCAGAGGUUCUGUCGCUGAUGUCAUUAAGGCUAUUCGUGAUAUCACUUACCAAGGCGUCUCUUGGGAAGAGGGUACUAAGAAUUUGAAGCCAUUCAACUCCCAAGCUGAAGCUGAAACUGAAGCUUAA
This is a messenger RNA of Kluyveromyces marxianus DMKU3-1042, 2001 nucleotides long. It is a transcript of the gene GRS1, whose product is annotated as glycine--tRNA ligase. Gene Ontology annotation, cellular component: mitochondrion; cytoplasm. Gene Ontology annotation, molecular function: glycine-tRNA ligase activity; ATP binding. The coding region runs from base 1 to 2001 and encodes 666 amino acids. The record is from RefSeq and is a predicted model, not a curated record. The transcript has a single exon. Lineage: Eukaryota; Fungi; Ascomycota; Saccharomycetes; Saccharomycetales; Saccharomycetaceae. Gene Ontology annotation, biological process: mitochondrial glycyl-tRNA aminoacylation.